CUCUUACUCCCCAUCAACAUGUCCCUCCGCGCCUCCUCGUCCUCCAUCCUGCGAUCUGGCAUCGCCGCCGGCGCUACUAGAGGAGCAGCAGCUACUUUGCCCCUCCGCAGCGGCGCUGUGGCUCUCCCUCGCCACGCAACACUUCCUCGUGCUCGCGCCCCUGCUGCUCCCCGUAGCUUCUCCACCACCACUCGCCGUGCUGAGGAGUACGAGUCCCCCUUCGGCAUCAACUCUCUCUCCAAGCUGACCGAGGAGGAAGAGAUGCUCCGCGACGCCGUCCGUCGUUUUGCAGAGGAUGUCGUCGCCCCGCGCGUUGAGGCAAUGGACGAAGCAGAGAAGAUGGAUCCGGCAGUUAUCAAGGGCCUCUUUGAGCAAGGUCUCAUGGGCAUCGAGACUGACCCCGAGUUUGGCGGUGCGGGCGGAUCCUUCACGUCGGCCAUCAUCGUCAUCGAGGAGCUUGCCAAGGUCGACGCCUCCGUCUCUGUGCUCUGUGACGUGCACAACACCCUUGUCGACACUGUGAUGCGCAAGUAUGCGAGCAAGGAGCUUCAGGAGAAGUACCUUCCUCAGCUUUCCGAGAGCAAGCUGGGCUCCUUCUGCCUCAGUGAGCCGGCGAGCGGAUCGGACGCCUUUGCGAUGAAGACGAGCUGCAAGAAGUCGGACGAUGGCAAGCACUGGAUCAUCAAUGGCUCCAAGAUGUGGAUCACCAACUCGGCAGAGGCGGACUUCUUUAUCGUCUUUGCGCAAGGCGACCCCUCCAAGGGAUACAAGGGCAUUAGCGCCUUUGCCGUCGAGCGCGAGCAUGGCAUCGAGAUUGCCAAGAAGGAGAAGAAGCUCGGCAUCAAGGCCUCCUCGACGUGCACUGUCAACUUCGACGAGAUCAAGAUUCCCAUCGGCAACCUCAUCGGCGAAGAGGGCAAGGGUUACAAGAUUGCCAUCGAGAUCCUCAACGAGGGCCGCGUUGGCAUCGGUGCCCAGAUGAUCGGUCUCGCCCAGGGCGCCUACGACAAGGCCGUCCGCUACGCCUUUGAGCGCAAGCAGUUCGGCAAGCCCGUCGCUUCCUUCCAGGGCAUGCAGUUCCAGAUGGCUCAGGCCCUCACUGACAUCGAAGCCGCGCGCAUGCUCGUGUACAACGCUGCGAGGCUGAAGGAGGAGGGCAGGCCCUUCACAAAGCAGGCCGCUAUGGCUAAGCUCUUCUCCAGUCAGGUUGCGCAGCGCGUUGCUGGUCAGGCCAUCGAGUGGGCUGGUGGCCAAGGAUUCACGAGGGAGAUGGGACUGAGCAAGUACUGGUGCGACUCCAAGAUUGGGGCCAUCUACGAGGGCACGAGCAACAUCCAGUUGCAGACCAUCUUCAAGCUGUCGCAGGCCGAGAUGGGUUUGUAGAGGUGCCGUGCGUGCUGAUGAUACUCGCCG
Messenger RNA from Jaminaea rosea, 1413 nucleotides. RefSeq names its product acyl-CoA dehydrogenase NM domain-like protein. The transcript is spliced from 3 exons. Gene Ontology annotation, molecular function: acyl-CoA dehydrogenase activity; flavin adenine dinucleotide binding. The coding region runs from base 19 to 1383 and encodes 454 amino acids. The record is from RefSeq and is a predicted model, not a curated record. Lineage: Eukaryota; Fungi; Basidiomycota; Exobasidiomycetes; Microstromatales. Gene Ontology annotation, cellular component: mitochondrion.